Molecule: messenger RNA, 651 nt
Organism: Lycium barbarum (goji berry)
Lineage: Eukaryota; Viridiplantae; Streptophyta; Magnoliopsida; Solanales; Solanaceae
Exons: 1
Coding region: 1-651 (216 amino acids)
Source: RefSeq, a predicted model, not a curated record
AUGGGAAGGCUAGAUGACAUUGUUCGUCAAUGGAUAUAUGGUACCAUAUCGAAUGAUCUUCUCAACACGAUCAUUCAUCAAGAGGACACUGCAGCCGAGGCAUGGAAUCGUCUUGUUCAUCUCUUUCAGGACAACAAAUCGGCUAGGGCUCUUGCUCUUGAUACAAAAUUCACCAACACCAAAUUGGUGGAUUUUUCGAAUGUGAAAGCAUACUGCACCAGGCUAAAGGCUCUUGCAGAUAAUCUCGCAAACGUCAGCCACAAAGUUUCCGACGAACAACUUGUGCUUCUUCUUCUGCGUGGAUUAUCGGAGGAAUAUAAAACCUUUCAAACGACGGUACAACACCGUACUUCUCUCCCAUAUUUUGACAUUGUUCGGUCGAUGCUUGAACUUGAGGAAGACAGCGAUGGAGAGGACACCAUCCACGACUCCGGGUCGAAUGCUGCUCUCGUUUCCCACAAUGUUAAUCCUCAUAAUUUUUCUAGUAAUGGGCACUCCAACAAUUCUGAGAAUGGUUCUAAUAAUCGAGGAAAUUCUCACAAUCGCGGAAAGAAGAACAACCGCGGUCGCUGCGGCGAAAACCGCAACAGCCAUCGCGAUGGCGCAGGAAACGGGCAGAGCAGCAGCGGGGGCAGCCGACACACUGCCUAG